AUGGCGAGGGUCCCUUCAUUAUUUCUACUCUUUUUCUUCUUUCUUACAUCAUAUGGGGUUUCUCGACCUCGGAGAGGAUUAGCUCCUUCGUUGGUCCUGGAUCGCCUGUACUCCCUUCGUGAAAGCGUUGAAAAGCUGCAGCAGAUGAACGAGAAGGUACGAUGCCGAAUUAAAGAGUUGCGUGGCACUCGCUGGAAGCGUUUCGUUGGCCCAGCACAACGACUGAACGACUUAAUAGCACCGCUGUCCCUGACGUAUCCUGUUGUUCAGCCAGAUUGCUAA
This is a messenger RNA of Necator americanus (New World hookworm), 282 nucleotides long. RefSeq lists its product as uncharacterized. The record is from RefSeq and is a predicted model, not a curated record. The transcript is spliced from 2 exons. Bases 1 to 282 code for a protein of 93 amino acids. Lineage: Eukaryota; Metazoa; Nematoda; Chromadorea; Rhabditida; Ancylostomatidae.